This is a messenger RNA of Triticum turgidum subsp. durum (durum wheat), 432 nucleotides long. The record is from the annotation of a GenBank genome assembly. Lineage: Eukaryota; Viridiplantae; Streptophyta; Magnoliopsida; Poales; Poaceae.
AUGCCGCCAGGAGGUGGAGAAGGAGAAGGAGAAGGAGAAGGCGAGCAUGUCAGCACGGUGCAGAGCCACCCACCGGCGACCGUCCGCCGCGACGAGGACGCCCCGCCCCAUUCUACGCCGCCGCUCCCCGACGUUCCUCCGGUAGCUUCCGAGGAGAAUCUGGAGCAGGAGCAGCAGCCCAUGCCGAACGUUCCCGAGGGCGCCCUCGUCGAGAUCCUUUCGCGGGUGCCCUACAGUUCGCUCUGCCGCUUCAAGUGCGUGUCCAAGCCGUGGCUCGCCCUCUGCUCCGCCCCCGACAUCCGCAAGAGGUCGCCACAGACUCUCUCCGGCUUCUUCUACCAUGAUGAAGGCGAUGCUCUCAGAUUCUGCAACUUGAAAGGGAGAGGUCCGCCUCCCGACCCAUCUCUCCCUUUCUUGCGCCACAGCUACUAA